AUGGAAAGCGCUGGUACUGACAAAGCAUGUUACAAAGUGCAAAAAAUCAAAGGCAGAAGAGAAAAACAAGUUUGGUAUUUGAAAAUAUCAAAGCUAGCAUUGGCUUUUGCAAUUAUCCACUCAAAACCACCAGGGAAGAGUUGCAAAGAAUACACUGAGCACCUUGCCAAAACUGUAUCCGAACAAGAUUUUGGAUGGAAAUCAAAAGUUGAAGUGCUGGAAGCUGAAGUUCUUCGAUUACGUCAGGAACUUCUUUUGAACAAGAUCUGUCCGAGAUUCUGCUUGGAAAAUGGAAAACCAGAUGCUUCUGACGAAACUCUUCUGGGUCAGGAAUGUAUAAACCCUAUGAGUUACUCAAGCCAGCUAGAAGACUCUGGAUGUGAUGUGUCUAAUGACUAUGCAUUCGAUUCUUUGGGCAUAGCUUCUGAUUUUCACCAGUCUGAGCAUGUCAACACUUCUAAAUGUUGGUUGGAAAGAAUUCCCCCAUUGAAUCUUUGCUGUACUAGCAAGGAGGAAUCUCUAACUGCUCCGGUGCAGUUUUUGCAACAUCUGCUUGAAAUCAGAAAACUGUCAGAAGGAGGAAUUCUUCAAGCGGACUUCACAGAGCUUGAGAAUGAUUCUUUUACUGUAUGCAAUUCAGUGUCUCAGUUGCUUGAUGGACUAACUGUUUUUUAUAACAGUCCUAAAUUUCCAGUUUCUAAUUUUCUUACUGAAGCAGUUUGUGUUUUGAUCAGCUUAAUAACUGAUACUAAAUUAUCUAAUCAUGUUUUGAAGAAGUGUUUCAAGAAGCUGGAAGAAUUUAAGAAAAAUCUAAUUCAGAUUAUUUUAAGAAACAGCAAUGUCAAUAGGUUUCAGGCACUGCAUGCUGUAUCACACACGCUGGUUUUGCUAGGAAGGAAUGACAUACUAAGAAAUUCUUUAGUAUCUCUUCUCCUAUCAGAAGUACGUCAGUUUGCCGAGCAGCUAUUGGAAGCUCACCAGAUCCAGGCCAUGUAUGACAUUACCCAGUAUGAGAAUAUUUUUCCUUUGUGCAUGAUUCUGGAACAACUUCUUCAAAAUGAGACAGAAGAAAGUAACGUUUCAAGCUCAGACUAUGAUGGAGAAGAAAAAAUCAAAUUUCUGAAAAAUCUUGAUCAAAUUAUUCUGCACCUCUCAGAUGAAUUCCCUUUGUUUUCUUUAUAUUUAUGGAGAGUGAGUGUUCUUUUGAAUUCAGCUCAAAUACAAAUUGAUUAA
Molecule: messenger RNA, 1233 nt
Organism: Egretta garzetta (little egret)
Lineage: Eukaryota; Metazoa; Chordata; Aves; Pelecaniformes; Ardeidae
Gene: MEI4
Product: meiotic double-stranded break formation protein 4
Exons: 5
Coding region: 1-1233 (410 amino acids)
Biological process (GO): DNA recombination; spermatogenesis; oogenesis
Cellular component (GO): lateral element
Source: RefSeq, a predicted model, not a curated record